AUGGAUUUUGUAAAUUAUGCUCAGCUGAAACAUCCAAAAUUUUUUGGAUUUGGCUUCAAUCCAGAACUUCUUGCAUAUAAUACUCACCUUUUUGAGUUCUUCAAACUAUUUUUUCGUUCUUAUGGAGUGUAUAUGAGUUUUGAAAGUAGUUUUUUCUCUCCAACCGAACAGUUUGGAAUCUUCGGACCCUGUACUUCUGCCACGUGGAGUGAUUGGAGUGCAUGGAGCACUUGCCCAGUCACAACUGUCAUUGAUCCAACAAUAGUUGCCAGAAGAACACGAAAAUGCAAUAAUAGCCCAUUAUUCUGCAGUGGAGCAUUGCCUUGCGAAGGAGAAGCAGCAGAGACUCUAGUUUGCGGAACAACUACUACAAAAGAAAGAUAUUCAACUAUUGUGUUUGGAACAACGGCAUUCGACGAGACGACGACAGUUGGAGAUGUGACGACAACAGAAUUAACAACGACGGAAGCGACGACGGCUGCGGCAACCACGACAGCAGACAUCACCACCACCACAGCGGCAUCUGAAACAACGAAAGACUCUGUGACGACGACUGAAGCAUCUGCGACAACUCUAGCUUCAACAACGAAAGGAUCAGAUACAGAAACGACAACAGAGGGAACGGCGACUGACGCUACGACAGCUGCAGGAUCAGCUACAAGAGAUCAGGAAACUACAUUAGACUUCACAUUCCCCUCGAAUGCUCCAGGUGUGGAUACUACACUACCAGUCGAAGAAUCCACAGCGCCAUACGAUGAAUGCGCUGAACCGGUUACUACAGUUUCUACAAUGGCGCCAGGAACCAUGGGAACCUUAUUCCCAGGAGGAGGAGGCGGAGGAGAUGGUGGACUGGAUCCAUUCACAUUCCCACCUACCCCCGAUACAAUGCCAGGUGUAACAAGAUCUCCGUCGUGUAAAACAACUCCAGUUCUCACCACAACAAUCGCAUUCAAAACAUGCACUAUGAUUGCUGUGUCAACAACAACUCCAAUGAUCAGUUCGACCACUUCGGCAAUUGAUUCCACGACAACGUCUUCUGGAAUUUCAACUACUCUGGAAUCGCUUAGCACCACAUCAGCAAGUGAGACCUCGGCUGCUCCAAAGACGUCUACGGAAUCAGAUACAUCAGAUGCUGCAUCAACAACUUCAGCAGCUGGAUCUUCGACAGAAUCCGAUACAACACCAGGUGGAUCAUCCGAAUCCCCAACAUCAGGCUCACAAGUUCCCACCACUGAAGGAUCUGUCUCUUCAUCUGAAUCAGCAACUUCGGAAUCUGCUUCAUCACCACUCGCCGAGUCCACAACGGAAUCAAGUUCUUCUUCUGAAGGUUCCUCGGAGAGCCCAUCUGCCACAACAUUUGAUAGUGCAUCUUCCGAAUCUGUAACAUCUGAUUCUCCACUUUCCUCUUCUGAACCGAGUGCAUCAUCUGAAGAACCAAGUGGAUCCACAGAAGAACCUAGUGCGUCAUCUGAAGAACCAAAUCUGUCAACUGAAGAACCUAGUGCAUCAUCCGAAGAACCAAGUGCGUCAUCGGAAGAGCCAAGUGGAUCUUCAGAUUCUCCGUCUUCAGAGGAGCCAAUCGGAUCAACAGAUGCCGCGGGAAGUACAGAUGAAACAACUCCGAGCAUCAUCGAUGAGACAACAACAACAGAGUACACCUGGUCAACCUGCAAUGAUUGCUCCCAAAUCAACGUUCAAUUGUUCAAUGGAAAUCCAUAUGAAGAUGCGUCAUCUGUUCUGAACCGUUAUUCUGUGGCCGGUUGCUACUACCUACAGUUCUACUGUAGACCAAUUGAAAUCGGUGAUACCACUCCAGUCAGCACAAUUCUAUCCGGAGAUCUUAGCUAUUUAUCAGCUCCACUCGCCGCCAAUCUGGCUUGUCGUGAUAAGAAAUGGGUUCUUCUCGAUUCUACCAACGCACUCGCUUCAUCAGUUUCUUCGUUGGGAUGCGUCUAUGCCAUCGCUACCACGACGAAACCAAAAACAACGACAUUCCCUGGAAUCGAUCCCAAUAAUCCCUGCAUGAACUGUUCGAAUCUGGUGGUCAGUCAAUCGAUAUAUCCAGAAGGCGUGACUUAUCUCGAUCAUACUCUCAACUCGUGUCUAUCAGUAGAAGCUCAUUGCCUACCAAUCAACGGAGGAACCGAAGUGGAAUUGAUGUAUAACAACAAGGGAAUCCUGGAUAGUGGAUCUGCAGUCAAUCGAACUUUCACAUGCACCAAGAACUCAAAAUGGCUAGAUGUUUCCACCAACAACAUCAUCAACAACAUCUCGUGCAUAAUGCCUAAAACAGUUACCACCACUCCAAUCGUUGCGUCCACUCUUAGCGAGAUUCCAUCGACCGAUGGCGGGUCACCGACUAAAGACUCUUCUAUCAAACCGGUCACUGAACCAAAGACCACACCGGAUGCGGAACCACCAGAAGAAGUCACAACUCCAGGCGCAUUCAUCAGUACAACUCAAUUGGAACUCACGACUGUCGAGGAUCUUCCAUCAACAGUUCCAGCUGCUCCACCGACUCCUGGAUCCACUCAAAAUGAAGAAGAGGAAUCAACCACCACGCUUCCAGCAACAUGCAAUAACUGUGUUGCUCUCGAACCGCUAUCAAGACUUGGUCCUGGAAAAUACAACGGAAUGCUGGUUCUCUGGCACUAUCGUCAAAACGGAUGCAACCGAGUUUCGAUUUCUUGUCAAGCCACAAUGAGUGAAUCUGAUGUUGCCUAUUUGUAUUAUAAUCCGAACGGAGAAGUGAUGACUGGAACAGGAGAGCUGGCUAUGGAUUUGGUAUGUACGAACGGAAAUUAUGUGUAUCAAGGGAAAACAAUUUCAACAGUCAGUUGUCUGGCAUCAACCUCUGCUGUGGUUCCAAUCACGACUCUCCCUCCAAUAACCACACCUGCUCCUGGAGAUGAUUGCAGUGGAUGUAAUCGCCUCCCAGUUGAAAUUCUCAGUGUUUCAUCUGGAUACACCAAUGGCCUUCUGAAAGCAACAACUUCCUAUUCGAACUGCAUGUCUGUGUAUCUUACUUGCUAUGGAGUUUUGAGUACCGAUCAGGCUUACUUGGUCUAUGCUGAUUCUCCACUUUCCACUUCCAAAGCUAACACAAAUUUGACAUUAACAUGUAAUACAGCUGGAAUGUGGGUUACACAAGCGCUCCAGACUGUUGAAAGCAUAUCCUGCGGAUACGUUCCAGAAGUCGUGACUACAACUGCUCUCCCAUCUUCUUGUGGGAUCUGUGCUAACAUGGAAUCAGCCGAAGCUCUUCUUCAAACGGACAGCUACGAUGGAAUGAUUGUUCUGUACAACUAUGUGGAUGCUGUGUCAAAAUGCAAGAAAGUGGACAUCUCGUGCCAAGGAACAACUAGCACCGAAAUCGCUGAUCUAAUUUUCAAUCCCAUCGGGACAGUGAGUACUGGUCCAGGAGUUCAUGAGAUCAGUUUGAACUGUUCUUCUGAUGGAAAAUGGAAAUAUAUGGGUUCUGAGAUCAAAACUGUCAGCUGUAUCAUAUCGGGUGAAAUCCCUGGAACUCCGCCGACGACAGUGCUAGUACCAUCAACAACGCCGAAUCCUGCAAUUCCGAUGUGUGCCCAAUGUUCUCGUCUCACCGCAGGAGCAGUAUCCUCAAUCGACAAUUCUCUAAUGAACGGAAUCACCGCAAUGACAUUCUCAACAGAAAAUUCUUGUUCAACAGUUCAAGUUGUCUGUUCUGGAGUCACUUCCACUGAACGAGUCACUCUUCUCGCUGCAACAACUUCAUUGAUCAGUGGUGUUGGAUCUGUCAGUUUCAGCUUUAAAUGCAAUUCUGCUGCUGAAUGGAUGACUUCAGCUGGAACAAUUGUGGAUAGUGUAGCUUGUGGAAGAUACAAUUUGACAACAUCUCCCACUCCCACUACCACGACCACGACAACGAGAACAACGACAACAGUUCCACGUACUACCGUCACCACUGUCACUCAAUGUUCUAAGUGUGCCAACAUGCUCGCCAAAGCAGUCAACCCAACGGAUGGAUCGUAUGAUGGAAUGAUCAUCCUGAACCACUUCACGAGCACCAAUGGAUGUAGAGCAGUCGAUGUUUCCUGUGGACCCACCCUGAACACUGAGAACGCCACAAUCAUCUUUGGAUCCACCGUAGUCGCCACUGGAGCAGCAACACACUCAUUCUCUCUCACUUGUGAUUCCAACGCCAAUUGGAUCUACGAAUCAACAUCUGUUUCCACUGUCAGUUGUCUCAUUUCAACAGCCACAAAUGGAGUCACUGUCGCCCCAACUACCGCAGGAACAACAGUCAAAGAUGACACAGCUAAUGCAUGCAGUCAGUGUGGAAGAGCCCCAAUUGUAUCAGUGGGAUCAGGAUCAACGUAUCUCAAUGGAUUCACUACCGUCGUUCAGUCCACUGAUUCGCAAGGAUGUUCCAUUCUGUAUAUCAAGUGUCAAGGAAUGACAACCGGUGAUGCAGUUGCUCUUCUCUCGUCCGGAUUACCGUACUCCAGUGGAUUUGGAACAGCCAGUGCCAACCUGACAUGCAACUCCCAAUCUCAAUGGGUUGGAAGAACUUCAUCGGUCAUCUCAUCAUUUGCAUGUGGUCACAAGAAUGCAGCCACAACAAGAUCUGUGGUUACCACUCUUGCUCCAUCUGGAUUGUGCACUUCGUGUGAAAACAUGGUCGCGGUUUCGAUGGCUGGAAGUCAAUCAAACAGCUAUGACGGGAUGGUGAUUAUGGAUCAUUUCAUCAGUCCAUUCAUAGGAUGCCGAAUGGUUACUGUCACUUGUGCUCCAACGGUUGCAACUGAAAAUGCAACACUCUACUUUAAUUCAAACACUAUGGCCAGCGGAAUGGCAAGCCAUGAAUUCGAUCUAACAUGUGAUGCAUCCGGUGUUUGGACAUACGAUUCCACAACUAUCAACACUGUUGGAUGCUUGAUUUCCACUGGAACUGGAGUUGCAACAACUGUAACAACUAUGGCACCUGUCACCAACCCAUCCAAUAACUUGUGCUCUCAAUGUCCUCGUCUCCCAAUUCAAACGGUUUCAAGCACUAGUGGAUUCCAGAACGGAUUCACCACUUUGACAACAACCCUCAACACCUUUGGUUGCAGUGUAGUUACGAUGAUGUGUCAAGGAGUUACGUCUGAUGAGCCAAUUGCUAUUGUUGUCAACGGACACUUCGCUGACUACGCAUUUGGAAUAGUUAACUACACUGACUUUGCUUGCAAUUCGCAAGGACAAUGGACCAGUACAAGUUUCGGAGUCGUCUUCUCCGUCGUCUGUCAAAGAAGCGUUACAACUGUUGCUACUACUGUGACGACUACAACUGCAAGAACAACUACAACAACAUCCAACGCUAUGUGCAACUCAUGUGCAGAUUUCCGUCCAAGAGCAAUGGGAUCAGGAGCAAACUACGACGGAAUGGUUGUUAUCAAUCACUACAAAGACAGAGGAACAUCAUGUCGAAAGGCCACAAUUGACUGCAUGACAACAAUGGACUACGAGACAGCUUCACUCUACUUGGACAACCAACAAAUCAGUUCAUCUGGUCAAGUUGAGUUGGAUAUGCAGUGUUCUUCGAAUGGUGUUUGGAUGUACAAUGGUCAACAAUACUCGACAACGUCUUGCUUGGUUUCCAAUACAACAACAUCUGCUGGAAAGAAGAGGAAGAAGAGACAAGCUGGAACAGGUCUGACUGCUUGCCAAUCUUGCAGUGCUCUUCCAAUGACAUCUUUGUACGCUUUCUAUCCCUACAUGAACGGAUUCUCGACUAUCUCGAUUGAUGAUUCCUCGUCUUGUAUGACUGCCGUAGCAACUUGUGAAGGAGUCACCACCAGCGACUCAGUUGCUUGGAUUGCUUCCGGAACUAUCCUCUCAAGUGGAACUCAUAUGGUCAACAUGACAUUCACUUGCAAUUCUCUGAGCACUUGGCAGACAUCUACUGGAAGUGUCUUCUCGUCUUUGUCAUGUGGAAGACAGUAUGCAACGACUACUGUAGCAACUACCACUGUUUCAUCUCAAGCUCUGAACUGUCCAAAUCUUAUUGCUGCUCCAUUGAGUGCUGCUGAAUUGGGCGCUAACGAAUCCAAUGGACAAUUGAUUUUGGAUCAUUUCAUCGACACAACAGUAAUGGCUCGAGAAGUAACAAUCACUUGCUAUGGAAGCUCGUCAACAGACAACACUACGAUUUCAUUCAAUGGAGGAUCAAGAACAAUGAGUGGAACUGGACAGAUUGAAAUGACAAUGACAUGCAGUUCGAGUGGACAAUGGAUAAGAAAUGGAAUUGCAGUUCAAAAAGUUGCUUGUAUUGUUGUAACUCCGCCAGGAUCUACCGUUCCUAUCACAACAACAAUUCAAACGACACCAACCACUUCUGCUGGUUCCCUACCAAGUACCAACUGUGCCAGAAAUGUGAUGCUGACGAUUCCGAAUGGAUACAAUGCUGGUUAUCUGUCAAUGAACACUAUCUCCACGGAAACAUCUCUCCAAGUUGUCAUGAGUUGUGCUGCCCCAACUGGUAUAUCGGAAUCAAUGCUUCUCAGUUCAACUGGUGCAAUUUCGACAAGUGGAAGUCCUAACACUAACAUGACAAUGUCUUGUAAUUCUGCCUCUCAAUGGGUUGUCUCUUCUACAUCUGGAACUGGAAUUCCCGUCGGAACAAUAAUUACCAGUCUUGCUUGUGUUGUUGCCGUAUCUCCAUCCACAACUCUCGUUCCAGCAACUGUUGCAGCUGGAUGCCAACUGUGUCCUAAUCUUCCAGCUAUUGGACUUCUACCAGCACAACUCGAUGUCAACGAACGAAACGGACAAUUCAUCCUGGAUCACGUCACCACUGCAACUGCCUGCCGAGUCGUCUAUCUUUCUUGUGCGGGAAGUACUGCUUCUGAAAACUCCACGAUUCUAUUCAACGGUGGAUCUCAGACAAUGAGCAAUCAAGGAAUAACAUCAACGGUGCUCACUUGCACAAGUUCGUCUACUUGGGACUGGUACGGUAGCCCAGUUGGAUAUGCAUCCUGUAAAGUUGCCGAUAGAGCUCUCACAACAACAACUGCACCGAUUUCUCUCACCACAUCCGCGUAUAUUGUACCAGGAGACACUGGAUUGGCUUGCAGUAGAUCAGAUCUUGUUAAUCCACUCAUCGAAGGAGAUGCAGGAGCAUAUUUGGUUUUGGAUACAAAGAUCGUCAAUGGUGGCUUGUCAACCACACUGUCUUGCGCAGCUCCAGAUAAUACCGCAACUGCUGUGCUAACAAACGGAGAUGGAAGUGUACUUGGUCAAUCCAGCAAUGGAUUGAUAAACAUGACACUCACAUGCAAUUCUAACUCUCAAUGGGUGAUAUCAGCAAUCAGCUCAUCAACAACUGGAACUUCAGCACCGGUGGGAACUGUAGUUGAUGAUUUGAAGUGUGGAGAAGUUGCUGCCCCGACGACUACAACAACCCUCGCAACGACUACAACACCAAGUGGACAAUGCCAAUCAUGUCCAAAUAUGCAAGCAAUUGCCCUAACGUCAUCUCAAUUGGUUGUCAAUGGAGCAACGAAUGGACAACUACUUCUCAGUCACUCUGUUGAUCAAUCCAGUAAAUGCAGAAUUGUUGUUAUCAAAUGUAGAGGAGAAAAUACUAAUCAAAAUGCCACCAUAUUCUUCAAUGCAAAUGGUCAAUCUCUAUCGGCGCAAUAUGGUCAAGUGUCCACCUCAAUGGCUUGUUCUCCUUCCAAUGUCUGGCAGAGGAAUGGAGUUCAAAUUGAUGGUGUUGCCUGCAUGAUAACUUCUGUAGUUGGUGCCACGUCUACAUCUCCUGCUCCAAUUACAACCAUCGCUCCAACAUCUACAAGUCAAAGUUCAAAUGGACCAUCUACAAGCUGUAACACAGGAUUCUUCACAGCUAUCUCUGCUCCUGGAUACACAAGUGGAUUCAUGACAGUCGACACUCAAACAUCUGGAAAUGUGAUGACUGCUGAUGUCACUUGUGCCUCUCCAGUUUCCACUCAAACUGCGGCUCUUCUAGACCAAAGCAACAAUCAAGUGUCCUCAGGUGUCGGAUCCACAUUUAUGAUACUCACAUGUAAUGCGAAUUCUCAAUGGGUAACUCCAACUGGAACACCUGUCACUACAUUGAGCUGUGGAACGAUUGCUCCAGCUACAACUACAACCAUUGCAACUACACUGGCAACAGUCGCAGCUACUACACCAACUACAGUACCAGCUGCCACCGAUUGUUCUGCUGCUGCCUGGAACACCUGGCAAGAAUGGUCUGCUUGCACAGACACUUGCGGCUCGUGUGGAACACAACAGCGGUUCAGAAGUUGUAAUAAACCAUUAGACACGUGUACAUGUACUGGAACAGCAUACGAAAAGGUGUACUGUAACUUGGCAGUGUGUAAAUUCCCAAAGGAUUCAUGCUGCGAUGGCUUCAUACCUAAAUCGUCGGGCGGCACAUUCGUCUGUCUCUGUAUUUCUCUGGGUUGUCUUGGAGGAUUUGGGGGUUGUGGUUCAGCUUGCUUAUUCGGAUUAUGUCUUCAGCCGCCUAUAAUUCAGUCAAUCGGUUGUCCAUGUGGUGCUGGCUUCAUGUGUAUGCGUGGAGGAUGUGUGGCACGAGCAGCGGCUGCUGGAACGAAGACAUUCCGUGAUGAAUCUUCUAGACCACCUGACUUGAGAGAGACUACGACUCCCGAUGACCACUUUUCUACUUGUUGUUCCCUCCUAGAAGUUCCUAGUUCUUGUACAGAUCUUUGCUCUUAUGCCACGUAUUCAUCUGAAGAAGUGAGCGCAGUGCUCCUGCAACAGUCGGCAUGCCCCGUUUCUUCGAUUCGAAAGAACACUUUUGUGCAGCAAGGGGAACGAAUCACACUGAAUGCUGUUCGAAUUCUCUGGUUCCACAGCAUUGUCAUUCUUUUUGUGAUCAAAGUCACGACAAGAAUGUCGAUGAUCUAUCAAUCGCCCACUUGCAGUGCGUGCAGCAUUUUAAUGACAUUAAAUCAUGCUUUGUGGAGCAUGCCAAUUCAGAAUACUUCGAAGCGUCCAAUCAAGAUCCCGAACUAA
Molecule: messenger RNA, 9027 nt
Organism: Caenorhabditis briggsae
Lineage: Eukaryota; Metazoa; Nematoda; Chromadorea; Rhabditida; Rhabditidae
Exons: 26
Coding region: 1-9027 (3008 amino acids)
Source: RefSeq, a predicted model, not a curated record